AUGGCCAAUCUCCCUGAGGGCCUCGCUCAAUUCGAGUAUCAGAAAAUGCAGCUUAUCGGCAGCCUCGGCGCUGUAGCUGAGACAAUGCGCAACUGCGCUGCCAUCGCCGACCAGUUUGCGCAGAUGGUCACCCAUGUCCCGUACAGCUCGGCCGCGAUCCAGCCCCAUCCCAAUGGCUUCGUGAUGGCCCCUCCUCCCACUACCCCUACACUCGCAGGAAGCAAGCGAAAGUCGCGCGUCGUGACUGAGGAAAGCGAGAAAAAGAAAAAGAUACCCAGGGACCCGAACGCACCAAAGCGUCCUGCGUCCUCCUACAUCUUCUUCCAGAACGAAGUUCGCCAAGAGCUGAAAGAGAAAAAUCCGGACUUGCCGAACAACGCGCUUUUGGGGAUCAUUUCCAAGCUGUGGACUGAGAUGCCGAAGGAGCAGAAAGAGGCAUAUGAAAUUCGCCAGAGGGUUGCCAAGGACGAGUGGAUGAUCAAGAAGACUGAGUAUCUCAAGGCCAACAGCGAGCGUAGCGCGACUACACCCAACGUUACUCCCGCAACCACAGCGGCUCCUGCAGCGCUGGUUGCUGUUGCUUCCCCAGUACAAGAGACUCAUGCACCGGUGGUUACUUCAUCUGAUGACAGCUCUGAGGAUGAAUCGUCUGAUGACAGCUCCGAGGAUGAGGAUGAGGUGAAGCCGCCGCCGCCCAAGAAGUCGAAGAAGGAUGCGGCUGCGACGCCCAUCGCGACCCCCGUAGCAUUCCCCGUCGCGACGCCUGCCAAAGUGGAGCAGCUGGUGAAAGAGAAGAAGCACAAAAAACCGAAGGCUUGA
Messenger RNA from Sparassis crispa, 819 nucleotides. RefSeq lists its product with no specific name. Bases 1 to 819 code for a protein of 272 amino acids. Lineage: Eukaryota; Fungi; Basidiomycota; Agaricomycetes; Polyporales; Sparassidaceae. The record is from RefSeq and is a predicted model, not a curated record. The transcript is spliced from 4 exons.